Eptesicus fuscus (big brown bat) is the source of this 1002-nucleotide messenger RNA. It is a transcript of the gene CIDEA, whose product is annotated as cell death inducing DFFA like effector a. NCBI's taxonomy places the organism in Eukaryota, Metazoa, Chordata, Mammalia, Chiroptera, Vespertilionidae. The transcript has 5 exons. Bases 40 to 699 code for a protein of 219 amino acids. The record is from RefSeq and is a predicted model, not a curated record. Gene Ontology annotation, biological process: regulation of apoptotic process; lipid storage; apoptotic process. Gene Ontology annotation, cellular component: lipid droplet.
CGCGCGGGCGGAGGCCGCUGCCCGCCACGGCGCCGAGCGAUGGAGAUGGCCCGGGACUACGCGGGAGCCCUCAUCAGGCCCCUGACUUUCAUGGGUUCACAAACUAAGAAAGUCCUCCUCACUCCCCUCAUGCAGUCCCCUCGCCCCUUCCGAGUCUCCAACCACAACCGAAGCAGCCGGCGGGGAGUGAUGGCAAGCAAUCUGAAGGAUCUGCUCAGCAAGACCCUGGACGCCCUGCUCAUCACCAGCGGGCUGGUCACUCUGGUGCUGGAGGAGGACGGCACCGUGGUGGACACGGAAGAGUUUUUUCAGACCUUAGGAGAUAACACACACUUCAUGAUCUUGGAGAAAGGCCAGAAGUGGACACCGAGUACUAACUACAUCGCCGCCCGCCAGCAACCGAAGAAAUCAGGAAUAGCAAGGGUCACCUUCGACUUGUACAAGCUGAGUCCCAAGGAUUUCAUCGGCUGCCUCAACGUGAAGGCCACCAUGUAUGAGAUGUACUCGGUGUCCUACGACUUCCGGUGUACAGGGCUCAAGGCCCUGGUGAGAAGCAUGCUGCGGUUCCUGUCCCACGCUGCCCAGGUGGCCGGGCACUUCCUCAUCUACGCAGGCAAGCACAUGCUCCAAGUGCUGGGCGACACAGAAGAGCAGACUUCUCCCGGGUUGCGCUCCAGGCAUAAAUUCACCAUUGGGUAGGGCUGCCGUUUGAGGAGCUCAGCCGGCCUUGACAAAUGACGAAUUUUGAAGAUGCUUAUGUUCACUUAUGCAUUAUUCACACAUGUACUUGUAGGCUGUCCAUCACUUCUGCUCUGGAGGGGUACCCAGGUGGAAGGAAAGGGGCCAUGCAGCAGGACGCCCGGAGGAGGAGGGAAGGUGUAGGUGCCCCGUGUGGGGAGGAAGGGACCCAAGAGCAGGAAUGUCUUGGGUGGCUAACGAGCAACACCCCGUGCAUUAGGCCCCUUUGACUCCUCACUUCCUGCAAUAAACCAAUCACAAGAG